Messenger RNA from Sebastes umbrosus (honeycomb rockfish), 5713 nucleotides. It is a transcript of the gene lonrf4, whose product is annotated as LON peptidase N-terminal domain and ring finger 1. The coding region runs from base 620 to 2407 and encodes 595 amino acids. Lineage: Eukaryota; Metazoa; Chordata; Actinopteri; Perciformes; Sebastidae. Gene Ontology annotation, molecular function: protein binding. The record is from RefSeq and is a predicted model, not a curated record. The transcript is spliced from 12 exons.
AGCAUCCCCCGUCGUCCAAUCGGAUUGCGCGCUGCUGAGUCACGUGGUUUUUAUUUAUGUAAUGUAAUGGUUGUUACACAGCUUUUUGUGGCUGGAGCUGUGGAUACGUCGCGACAAGACAAGGGGUUAAAAGCGGACACGGACUUACUACUAAAAAAAAAAACAAAGAAUAUUAUUAAAUGGAGAAAUAUUCUGGCGUGGUUCGUGUUGCGUUUGGAGGAAAGGCGAGGAAAGCGGUGCGUUAAAGCUGGAGUUGUAUUAUUCAACCUGCUUUUAAAGGAGAAAGGCGUUAUGUGUCCAACACCAAAGACUAAGUUAGGGUUGGAAAUGGACAGUGCCAAUGAAUACAUUUUUAUCUGCAAAGGGAACUUGGAAUUUGGAAUUCGGAAUUUGGAAUUUGGAAACAUAUUGUAGCUCAUUAUUAGCAGUAGCCUAGUUACAGAUCAGGUUCCAGCAGAUGUGCUCAAAUAAGGGAAGCUGUCAGUGUGUUAUCUAAAUGCUCCAUGCAAUACUCUCACACAGACAAGCAGCCUCUCCGUCCGCAUUGCUUUGACAACAUUUUUUUUUUUUUUUACUCGUGGGACAUUUUUUUUUCCUGGUGACAUAACGCCAUCUAACCAUGGAGCUGCUGGAGUGCCCGCUGUGUCUCUUCCUGAUGUGCGAGCCGGUCACCAUGUCGUGCGGCCACACGUUCUGCCGGAGGUGCGUGACGGGCUACCUGCCGUCCAAAUGCCCCUCGUGCAAGGAGAGGUUAAAACAACGCGAGGUGAAGAACAUGAAGAACAAUGUGCUGCUCAUCAGCGUGGUGGAGAAGUGCUGCCCGGAUGAGACCAAGACCAAGUGCCAUGUACAGGAGAAGCUCAAAACCAACGAGUUCGUGGAAGCUUUACGCAUCGCGAACGAGGGGCUGCACUUAGUCCCAGAUGAUCAGAGUUUGAAGCUGUACAGAGCUGAAGCUAACUGGGGCCUGAUGCGUUUCUCUGACGCUCUGACAGACCUCGACUACCUCUGCUGCCUUCGUCCUAACUGGAUUGAGGGCUUCUUUCGUAAAGGGAAUGUACUGCUGGAAAUGGGUCAGCAGACGGACGCCCUCAUCCAGUUCCACCGUUGCCUAAAACUUCAAGCUGACUUUGUCCCUGCAAAGAGUCAGAUAAAGAAGAUUCUGGAGGCAGAGGGCAUGGCGGUGCCGGACGAGGCGUCCUGCAUCUUGCAAGUGGUGUCCGAGUACCUGAAAGGGCCCUGCCCUAUUACCAGCCUCAGUGGCUCCCAGGGGCACCCUGAGGGCCUCAGACACCCACGUGGGGAUGACGGAGAAGGAAAAGGGAGGAGAGAGGCACACCAGGGCUCCAAGGUGAAGCAUGACACGGGUACUACUGAGUGCUGCCUCAGCCUCUGCCAAGCUGUUUCCUUUCUCCCUGCUGCUGAAGAGGAUGAGGAGAUGAUGAUGAGGAAGGAAGACGGCCACUGCAGAGGUGAAAGUGGUCACAGCAGAGAGAAAACUCUGGGUGUUCUCACUGUGUCAGACUUUGAGUGCCCUCUCUGCAUUAGGUUGUUUUUUGAGCCAGUCACUACUCCCUGUGGUCACACCUUCUGCAAAAACUGCAUAGAGAGAAGUCUGGACCACAACCUCCGCUGUCCACUCUGCAAACAGCCACUACAAGAGUACUUGAAAAACAGGAAGUACAACCCCACAGUUCAGCUUCAGGACAUCAUGAGCCGUCUCUUUUCCUCACAGUUAGCUGAGAGGAAACAGGUCCAUGAUGCUGAGAUGGCCGAACUGUCCAAUCUCACUAAGGACAUCCCUAUAUUUGUUUGCACGGUGGCCUACCCUGGAGUGCCCUGCCCCCUGCACAUCUUCGAGCCUCGAUAUCGGCUGAUGAUGCGUCGCUGCAUGGAGACCGGCACCAAGAAGUUUGGCAUGUGCAGCUAUGAGCAUGGGAAAGGGUUUGCAGACUACGGCUGCAUGUUAGAGAUCCUCAGUCUGGAGCUGCUGCCUGAUGGACGGUCCUUUGUGGAUGCGGUGGGUAACAGCAGAUUCAAGGUGCUUAAGAGAGCUCAGCGAGACGGCUACCACACCGCUGAUAUAGAGUAUCUGGAGGACCUCAAGGUUGAUGGUAGCGAGUUGGAGCUUUUGGAGCAUCUCCAUGACAGCGUGUACCAGCAGGCUCAGGACUGGUACCAGCGCCUUGGCACCCGCAUUCGCGAGCAGAUCAACAAACAGUAUGGCACUAUGCCAGAUAAGGAAGAAAACAUUCAGGCCUCGUCCAACGGUCCUGCCUGGUGCUGGUGGCUGCUGUCUGUCCUCCAGCUGGACCCUGCCUAUCAAACCACUGUCCUGUCCCUGACCUCACUCAAAGACCGCUUGGGACACCUCCGCCUCGUCCUGGAGUACUUCUCUCAGAGCUAGACCCCACAGUCCAGUGGUAUUGUGAACACAAUUUAGCAGAGAGUCAAUGAAAACCAAUGAAUGCAUCCACACCACAGAGUUUGGGGUUGGGUCUACUACUCUGAAUCUUAAAGUCACAGCUUGAGGCCAAAUCAUCAGGUCAAUAGCAGAAAGGAAUUGAUUUUAUUACAAAACAGUGCAGUUGUACAGAGUUGGGUUUUUUGCUGUUUGAGUUUGCAUGUGUUAUCUUUCUUACACCGUUUUUUUCCCCGGGAAUUCAAGAGUUCAGAGUAGUUUCCGAAUACACAAACAUACGUUUACUUACUGCAACAACAAGAACUACAGGGAUGACCAAAGAUGCUUCUUAUUUAGGUCCAUCAAAAGUGGUAAAGUACUAUUUGUUGAGCAACUUAAUCAUUUCAAAUAAUAAACACUAGGUGUCACUGUUUUUCCUCUUAGUUUGGAGUGGGGAUAAACAUUAAUAGCACACAUCAUCUGUAGAGUUUUUUUCAGGACUAUGCAUAUCAGAGGAUUAGAGUUAUUUGGAUAUUGCUUACAUUUUAUCUUCUAUCAUCUAUUGGCCUUUGCAGCCAUUGACUAUGGCUCAUUUUAUACUAUUGAAUAAUCUUAAAAGUUCCCUAUUUAGUAUUAGAUAUUGCAAUAAUAAUUUAUAGUUUCACAUCGAAUGGCAGCAAAUCCUUUUUUUAAUGAAUGAAAGCUGCUGCUGUGGCUGCUGGAUGCUGGAUGCUGUUUGUCAUCAUCUGGUGGGAAGAGUCUUCUGUGAAUUUGUAACAAUGAGGAGACGGGGGGUCAGUGAAUGGGAGGCGUACCCGCUUUGUUUUACAGUGUGAACCUGUGUGAUUAUUUAUGGUGAUGGAUGCAGCACUGUGUGUAUGUGUGUCAGCUGUAAAUAAGAAGUUGUUUUUCUUGCCAUCUUCAUUAGCUGAUUAUUAUGUUUUAAAUUUCAUACGGUGGUGUGGUGUCGGCACUGAUAACAGCUACUGUACUUGAAGUGCAGUGGUUAUGAAUGAAGCAUCAGUCCAGGACACAGUGUUUAACAUCUCUUGAUAAUAAUUUAGCUGGGGUCUGACUAGGGCUGAGUCCUCCCUGUGGUGCCUCCGUGUAGGCCACGUCACCCACAUCCGGCCACCGCUGCGUCUCCCUGUCUGUCUGGCCCCUUUACCACCAGUCAUGGUGCCUUUGAGUGCCUGGGCCAACUCACCAGGAGACCUGCAAGUCUUAGAGUUCCUACACCACAUAUAUGAUGGACUGUGUGAUUUUUUUUCUUUUUUUGCCAUUGAUUUCUAUUGAUAUAGUGCUACAUUCCAUGGAAUGUUGAAUCUGCCACGUUACGUAUAGUUAAUUAACUAACAAAUACAGGCUGGGUGAAGCUUACGAGCUUUUUUUUACUUUAAUAAAUGUGCCAUAGAUAUUUCUGUUAUGUGUUUUAAAGGAAUAGUGAAGCUAGAUAGUCACUGUGUUUAUGUUCGUCUACAUCAUGGACUCUGAAGUUAGUCUUCAUGCCUUUUGUAUGGUGGACAUUGAACUGUCAUCUUUAUUACAUGGCCAACAUAUCACCUCUGUCAGAAUUAGUCCAGCAAACACACUCAUUGAUGCAGUUUGUGUGAUACGGAAGAGCAGCCCUGCUAGUGUGAUAUUGUAGAUAUAGUUUAGAAUAAAAGGGGGAAUCGUGAGACUUGAUACGCACAAAAAAUGUCACACUUAAGGGGGAACCGAUGGAUAUACUGGUGGAUACUGGGGCAGCAAAGGUUUUUUUUUUUACCUUGGGACCUCAGUUAAUAUACUGAUGUUUCUGAAGCCAUCCAGUAUUGAAAGUCCAGUAUGUAGGAUUUAGUGGCAUAUAGUGGUGAGGUUGCAGAUUGCAACCAACUGAAUACCCCUUUGCUCACCCCUCCCUUUCCAAGCACGUCAGAGAACUGCGUUGGCCUUCAGAGGCCUGUGCUACGAAGCAGGAUUUGAGGUUAGCGAGAUAACUUCAGGGUUAACCCUGGGUUUUCCGUCCUACAACGGUGGUUUACUUCUUACUGGGGUAGAUCGCUGAACACCUAACCUGAAAACAGAACGAUUCUUCACUAAUGAUAGUUAUGAAUAUUAUAUUCCAUUUCAGCUAAUAGAUCCCCCUAAAUCCUACACACUGGUCCUUUAAUGUGCCAGUUAUCACAACGUGUCUCCAAAGCUAGUAUUGUUGAUUUCACUGAUGUAUGAUAAAGGUCAGAUUCUUGCUGCUACCAGUCAUGAUUAAAGCUCACUCACAAAUAAAAAGGGAUUGAGAUUCUUAUAGAAUUUUUUUGAACGAACAGCCUCAUGAGCCUUCGUGGUAACUGCAUGUCUACGAGCCCACAGCCACUGAGGUGAAUUCCACUCCCCUGUUCGCCAUCUUAUCGGAGAAGAAAAUAUUUUUGCACAGUGAAAUCAUUUUGUGUGUUUUGUUUUCUGAUGCUUGGCUGCAGUUUGUUUUCUCUCUCUAUCAAAUCCUGCAUAUUUGUGUGCGUCUCUUUUAAUACUUAUAGAUGCCGCCUUUUAUUGAAUACAAUGUUGAUGUCUGUCGAUCACAGUUUACUCUGUUUGAAACAGAACUUAAUCUCUGCACCAGGGUGCGAUUUUACUUCAUGGUAAAAUGUUAAAUACAUUAGAAAAAUUAAUGAUUGUACCCCACAUAUUUUGAUCCAACUACUAGCCAAUUUAAUGUUUAAUUUUCCAUAUCAUCUUUUAAUGGGUUCAACAAAUGUAUUGCAGCACAGUCAUGACUUUUCAUCUCACUUAGACUGCAGCUCUUUGCCCCUACGCACCCUGGCAGAUGUCCAUUAGCUUUAGUUUCAGUAUAAUUGGGCUAUCAGAAAAUGUCCUCCAACGCAGUUAACACAAUUUGCACCAAAUCCACAUUUGUCUCUAACGCAGAAGCAUAAUAAGUGACCCGUUCUUGGCAGCGAUUCCCCCGUGAGAACGAGUCUAACACUUGUGUGCUUGGGGAAAGGCCGUGAAAAGCACCAUGGUGGCGUGUUCUUGCUAUGUGCUGCAGCUCGCAGCAAAAUGUUGGUUGAUGUGGUCAGUGGUCUGCGGGCAGUAUGAACGAGAGACACGCAUUCUCAUUCUCUACACUCUGUGCUCAAAGACCUCGAUGUUUAGCAACAAGUACAUUUAAACCGACUGAAACUAAAGCAAUUUCUGUCGGAUUCAUUUGUAUUCAGUCCUCCACCUCCAAGCCAAGAGCGGUAAAUUAUCUUGAUCUUAUUAUUGUUUAUUUGCUUGCCCCCUGGAUGACUUUUUAAAUGUUAUAAUAAAUAAAGCUUUUCAAAGCAAAUUCUG